AUGAAUAAUAUUCUAUCUUCAACUUCACAUCGACUUGAAAUACUUCCUGAUGAAAUUUUUCUUGAAAUCUUCAAAUAUUUAAAACCAAUCGAUCUUCAUAGUUUCAUAGGACACAAUUUACGAAUCAAUAAUAUUAUACAUGGUAGUUUUCUUCCAAAUCAAUUCAUUCGUUUAGAAUUAUGUUAUCCUUGUGAAGCAUUGGAUUUACACUCUUAUACACAGCUACGCUCAUUGAAAUUCGAUUGCAUUUUUCUGUUGGAACAACAAUUUGAUCAAGUACUCACUGUUACCUUGCCAUAUCUUGAACAAUUGUCCAUUUGUAAUGUUUCAUAUUCCUUCGGAAAAGAACUAUUACUUUUGAUUCUUGACAGCAAACAUUUUCCAUCACUUAAAUUUUGUCAAUUUUCUGGAAAAUUUUACUAUAUGCUAGAUUUUAAUAAGCUCUAUCAAUUACCAAAUCUUACAAUUCGUACACUUUUACUUGGUAAAUGGAAUGCUUCAAUGUUAGGUCCUUUACUCAAUUUUCUACCUAAUUUACAUCGAUUUGAAACAAGUUUUUCAGAAUCUAUUAAUGAAUCAUUGCAUUUUAACAUGUAUCACACAUCAAUUGAACAUUUACGAAUAAGUCUUAUGGAUGUAUUCAAUGAUCUUGAGAAGAUACUUCCAUAUAUGCCUAAUUUAAAACAAUUACGUGUCACAGGAAAGAUUCCUGAACAUUCGAUAUCAAAGAAUUUCGAAAACUUGAGUAAAAUUCUAUGUGUUCAUACACCUGAUCUACAAAAAUUCGAUUGUGAAUUAUAUUGUCAUGGAUGUAAUGAACAAGCUGAUAUUCUUAUCAUACAACAAUUUCAUCCACUUUUCAAUCUAAUACAAUGUCAUUUAGGACGAUUUUUAAGUCAAUGUUACACGACUGAUCUAACGACACAUACAACUUUGAAGGAGUUUGCAUAUUUUAAUCCAACAAGAAACGAUACAGCUGAGUAUUGUGAAGAAAUCCAUAGAUGUAACAGUGGUAAAUAUUAUAACGAUGAUCAUAACUCGAUUAAUUCUGGACUUGACUAUCGUACAAUAUACAAAGAAAAUUAUCUAUCUCUUCUAUGGAAUCGUAAUGACAAUGACUAUUAA
Molecule: messenger RNA, 1125 nt
Organism: Rotaria sordida
Lineage: Eukaryota; Metazoa; Rotifera; Eurotatoria; Philodinida; Philodinidae
Source: the annotation of a GenBank genome assembly